Molecule: messenger RNA, 973 nt
Organism: Paramacrobiotus metropolitanus
Lineage: Eukaryota; Metazoa; Tardigrada; Eutardigrada; Parachela; Macrobiotidae
Product: C-type lectin domain family 9 member A-like
Exons: 4
Coding region: 132-686 (184 amino acids)
Source: RefSeq, a predicted model, not a curated record
UGGCAGACUUUCCACUCCAGUUCCAUUUUUACGCUUCUUCUGCGUGAUGAUUUUAAGUCUGGGAUCCAGUCUACAAUAAUACUGUACGUCAAAAGUAAAACUUUACUGCUUUCUUAUAAUCUUAGGGGAAAAUGCCGAAUAUGACCGGAAGUGGUCACUGGAGACGUUUAACGGCUGAUACGGAAGCUGUCGCUGUUUGCAUUAUGAUGAUACUGCUUCUUCCUUGCGCCGUGACCGCCGAUAAAAACUGCCCCUAUGGCUGGGUCAAACAUUCUAAAAGCUGCUAUUUUGCUGCUACGGCUUGGACCAGACUGACGUACUACGAUGCCAUGGCGUUUUGCUUAAAUUUCGGAGCACAUUUGGUUGAAUUCAACAGCAUGGAAGAAUACAACUACAUCACCGCAACCGCUGUCAACUAUCCGUGGUGGAAUGGGCCCUGGAUUGGCCUAAUUAAGCCAUUUGAAGGAUAUGAUAAAAGCUGGGUGCUGCCAAGUAGAAGAACGGUUACGAAAGAUUCCGAACUAAAUCGAAUUAUUGAUGCAGCUGCACUGAAGGACAACAACAGAUGCGGCGGGCUUAACCGCAGAGGAAGCGGCUUCGGCUUCUGGGACUGCGGAGGUCAGGACAGCUGGACAAGUGAACCACAGAAAGGGUCGCCAUGGUGCGAAAUCGAUUUGGAUGAUUAGGACACACUCUGUUUUCUUGCAUCAUUGUUGUAUAGUUAUCCACACUUUAGUAUGAGCACAAUAAUUUAUAAUCAUGGCAUUUAAGGUGGCGUAGACGAGCCGGCAGUUGAUAAUGUUGACGCUCCAGUGGAUUGAUUUGUUAAAAUAUUUUUAUAUCCUAAUAACAAUAAGGUGGCCGGCCGCAUUUACAAAGCACGAAAAAGUGAUUUGUACGAGUAUACGUAGCAGCUGCUGAAACAAGCGGCCAACUCUGCAUGAUUAGUUCUGAGAUCAUCGGUAAUGUACUG